Molecule: messenger RNA, 4775 nt
Organism: Rhodofomes roseus
Lineage: Eukaryota; Fungi; Basidiomycota; Agaricomycetes; Polyporales; Fomitopsidaceae
Product: Ca-transporting ATPase
Exons: 18
Coding region: 135-4535 (1466 amino acids)
Biological process (GO): intracellular calcium ion homeostasis
Cellular component (GO): membrane
Molecular function (GO): ATPase-coupled monoatomic cation transmembrane transporter activity; P-type ion transporter activity; ATP binding
Source: RefSeq, a predicted model, not a curated record
GGGCGCUUGUGCGAUGAUGAGCGCCAUUCCUCGACGCCCACUAACCGAGCAGUGAACGUUCUCUCCCACCUCCGAGAGUCUGUAUAUCUCUCGUCUGGGGCUCGAACAAUCCUUGAUACCGGCCCUCACUUUCUAUGGCAUCAUCUGCAGGCGACGAGCGCUAUGACUACACUGAAGGCGCCUCAUCCAUAGACAUCCAGCAAGUCUUGACGGCAAAUGCGAGAGGAAGACGAGAUUCUAGAUAUGGGGCAGACGGCGAAGGGACGAUGUUCGACGGGCCGGGUCACUACGUGAACCCCAGCAGUGUCUCGAGGAUGUCUCUCGACCACCACCGGCGAAGCAGCGACGCUUGGUCCCGAACGUCGAGGUCGCGUAGGAGAAGCGAGGACCAGAACGGCAGUCCUUCCGGGGCCAGUCAGCACCGUAGCCACAGCAAGACCUCGUAUGGAUCCGUCGAAUUAGGCGACGCAGACUCUGCUGGCGAAGAUGAGGGUGAGCCAGAGAACCAUGGUAUGUCCCGGAGGCGUAGAGCGAGUAGGCCCUCGUCUCCCCCUCCACAGAAGCACGGCGUUCUCGAGAACAUCGCGAGUAUCUUCACCAGGAAUGCUCCGCUGACAGAAUCACCGCCUCGUAGUCGCCGCCCGUCAGUCGCGAGCCGCACAUCCAGAACGAGACUUCUCCGGCGACAUAGCAGCAGGCGCUCGGAAGCCAGUUCUGACUACGCUGUCGAAUCUGAGGAUGAGGGAGACAGUAGAUGGGGCUACUCUUCCGGUGAAGAAGACGAGAGCGAAGUCUCCGAGGAUGUAGACGAGCUGCGCGCUAUGGCGAGCGGCAGUGAGCUCGACUUUGGCUCGUAUCCCCCGUCACCGACCGGCGGAACGGGCCUACCCCUACUGGCCGGUGACGAUAUCUUCGGCGGGGAGACCAGACUAGAGAUGGGCGACUUUGAGGUGAUGGACCCUCCACCUCCCGGGCCGCCCAGCAGACAAGUUAUCCAUUUAGCGGACGAAGACACCGACAUACGCCUCAUUGGGUUCGACAUCAUCCCAUGGCGCCAGUGGGCAUGGACAGCUUGCUGCGUGCUGAGUUGCGGUAUCUUGGCGCUGCUUGGACAUUGGUUCCCUCGACUGUGGUUGCAGUGGGUCGCCCAGGAGAAGGCAUUCAAGGAUGCGCACCAGGGCUUCGUCGUCGUCGAGACUGUAUACAGAGAUAUCGCCUUGAUCCAACUGCAAUCACUAGACUAUCCAUAUGAACUUUCGACGGUAUUCAUCACCCCUGUUGAUCCUAAUGCUCGCCUUCCACUGUCGAGACGGUCCUCGCAUACGCAACUGCAGAACGGGGAUGGCGACGCUUCUCAGAAGCUUGGCAAUCUUCUGGUUGUCGAUUACCGGUAUACGCGCUUUGCAUUGGAUCCUCGUACAGGUCUGUUCUCUUCAGUGAAAGAGUGGCGAGAUCCGUUCUGGACUGGUGUCAAGUCUGUUCAGCACGGCUUACCCACCGACGUGCAAAUGCAACGACGCACGCUCUUUGGUCUCAACGCCAUAGAAAUAGAAGGGAAAUCUACGAUCGCGCUGCUAAUCGACGAGGUCAUCCACCCAUUCUAUGUGUUCCAAAUAGCCAGCAUCGUCUUGUGGUCCCUGGACGACUAUUAUUACUACGCAUUCUGUAUCCUCCUUAUCUCAGCUAUUAGCAUCACUACUACUCUGGUCGAGACCAAGAAGACGAUUUCUCGCAUGCGAGAAAUGUCCAGGUUUUCAUGUCCCGUCAAUGUUUUCGUCGACGAUGGAUGGGUAGAGCGUGAUUCGUCAACUCUGGUUCCUGGAGAUAUUGUCAACUUGGUCGAUCCUCCUUUGCCUGUCCUGCCUGCUGACAUGUUCCUUUUGUCGGGCGAUGCCAUCGUUAACGAGAGUAUGCUUACGGGCGAAAGCGUACCGGUAGGGAAGAUACCUGUCAAGGACGCAGACCUUGCUCGGUACAAGGACGAUAAAGACAUCACUGGCGAUAGCGCAAAGAGCUUCCUAUAUUCAGGAACGCGCGUGGUCCGUGUGAGAGGGUCUUUGGCUGCUGACGGAAGCCUCAGGACACCUGCUCUAGGUCUUGUGGUGAGGACCGGGUUCAAUACCACGAAGGGCGCCUUGGUUCGCUCUAUGUUGUUCCCGAAGCCGAUGGGAUUCAAGUUCUAUCGCGACUCCAUAAGGUUUAUAUUGGUUCUGACCGGCGUUGCUGGGUUGGGCUUCUGUGCCAGCGCUGUCCAGUUCAUCAGAUUGGGUGUCCCAUGGCACACCAUACUCAUUCGAGCGCUGGAUCUCAUUACGGUGGUCGUACCACCUGCUCUCCCAGCCACGCUCUCCAUAGGAACAAGCUUCGCAAUCGGACGACUUCGCAAACUAGGCAUCUUCUGUAUCUCUCCAAGCCGCGUCAACGUCGCCGGCCAGAUCAAUGUCUGCUGCUUCGACAAGACCGGCACGCUCACAGAGGACGGACUCGACAUCCUCGGCGUACGGGCCAUCGAGCGCAAUACGGGCCGCUUCGGCGAGCUGCUUGAGGACAUCCACGACUUGCCGCACAGUCAGGACAGGGCGAACUUCCUGUACGCAGUCGCGACCUGCCAUUCACUGAAGAAAGUCGAUGGAGAAGUCAUUGGCGACCCGCUUGAUGUCAAAAUGUUCGAGUUCACCAAGUGGACGUUGGAAGAAGGCGACGUCGCUGGGACUGGUGUCAUCAAGAGUCGCGCUGGAGGUGGUCGCCCGGCUGCUCUGGUGCAGACGGUUGUACGCCCCCCUGGGAGCGCGCAAUUCAGAAUUGAGGACGCGAUGAAGGGUGGUAGACAUGCACAUUUCCUGGAAUUGGGUGUAAUUCGCACAUUCGAGUUUGUCUCUGCUCUACGCAGAAUGAGCGUCGUCGUGAAGCGGCUGAAGAGUAACAGCAUGGAGAUCUAUGUCAAAGGCGCUCCCGAGGUCAUGGCAGACAUUUGCGACAAGGAUUCAUUUCCGCAAGACUACGACGACCUCUUGUCUUACUACACAAAGCGCGGAUAUCGAGUCAUUGCUAUUGCCGGGAAGAGUAUCGAAGGGUUGACUUGGUUGAGAGCGCAGAAGCUCAAGCGGGAGCAAGCUGAGUCUGGCCUCCGUUUCCUCGGCCUAGUCAUCUUCGAGAAUAAGCUCAAGCCCGGGACAACGCCCGCCAUACAAGCUCUACGUGCUGCGCACUUCACAUGUCGAAUGAUCACAGGUGACAACCCCCUCACUGCUGUCAGCGUAGCUAGGGAAUGCGGCCUCAUCAAUCCCGCUGCGCACGUCUUCUCGCCGUUCUUCAUUCGAGGUAACGCAACGACGCCUCUAUCGAAGCUGAGGUGGCCUUGUACGGACGAUCCUGCCUGGGAACUCGAUGACUACAGCCUCAAUCCUCUACCGCCUCCGGCACACCAUACAGUCGACGAGGGCGAGCUUGACUACCAUGAUUAUACACUGGCGAUCUCCGGAGACGUAUUUCGCUGGAUGAUCAACCACGCGCCUCUGGAGACCCUUCAGCGUAUGCUCGUAAAGUGCCAGGUGUAUGCACGGAUGUCGCCCGACGAGAAGAACGAGGUUGUCGAGCGACUACAAGGUCUGGGGUAUACCGUCCUGAUGUGCGGUGACGGUGCAAACGACUGUGCUGCACUUAAGGCGGCGGACGUCGGAUUGUCGCUUUCAGAAGCAGAAGCGUCUGUAGCGGCGCCAUUCACAAGUCGGACUCCUGAUAUCCAUUGUGUACUUGAAGUGAUCAAGGAGGGUCGCGCAGCACUCGUGACGAGCUUCAGCUGCUUCAAGUACAUGGCUCUGUAUUCUUUGAUCCAAUUCACGACUAUCACGUUGUUGUACUCCUUCGCGUCGUCUUUGGGUGACUUUCAGUUCUUGUACAUCGACCUGUUCAUCAUCAUUCCCAUUGCUGUCACGAUGGGUCGAACUGCACCCUUUCCGAAGAUACAUCCCAAGCGUCCAACUGCUAGUCUAGUCUCCAAGAAAGUCUUGUCGAGCCUUGCCGGUCAAAUUAUCAUCACGUCAGCCUUGCAGUUCUGGGCAUUCUUCUGGGUACGACGGCAGGAAUGGUAUCAGCCGCCACCUCCGAACGAUCCCAGCGCGGAUGACAACAAGCUGGAGGCGACGAACUUCGAAAACUCCACGCUGUUCUUGGUGUCGUGUUUCCAGUACAUCCUGGUGGCAGCAGUAUUCAGCAUCGGACCUCCGUACCGCCGGCCGAUGUGGACAAACGGUCUUCUCAUAUUGUCCAUCAUCGUUCUGUCGCUGUUCAACAUGCUGGUGCUGUUGGCUCCCCCGCGUCCGAUUGCCAGCCUCUUGGAGCUCGUCCCCUUACCCUCGUCUGCACGGACAUCUAUCCUGGCCAUGGUCAUCGUCAACAUUGCGCUGUCCAUGGCGUACGAACAAUGGGCGACGCAGGCUGUGUCGAAGAUUGUUGGGUAUAUCAUGGAGCUUCGUCAGCACCAACGUGUGAAGAACGGCAAGAUGUACAAGGCUGUCGAGGGGGGCAUGCGAUGACGGCGGCGAUGUCUUUGCAUUGAUGAGAUCCUGCCACUGGCCCGUACGUGCACCGCGCCGAGCAGUGCCUCUGCGUCUCUUUAUCGUAGGGGUGAUUGACGGUAUGUUAUGUGUAGUUGGCUUUAUUGUUCAGUUCAUUGCUAUCGUACAGUGGUGUCUCGACGUUGCUGUCUCGUGUGUCGGUAUUGAAGGAGAAUUCGACCGACCACCUAACGCCAAAUUGUUUGGGCCUUCUUGACC